This is a messenger RNA of Mercurialis annua (annual mercury), 4049 nucleotides long. Its product is annotated as probable pre-mRNA-splicing factor ATP-dependent RNA helicase DEAH5. Gene Ontology annotation, cellular component: intracellular anatomical structure; catalytic step 2 spliceosome. The record is from RefSeq and is a predicted model, not a curated record. The coding region runs from base 213 to 3761 and encodes 1182 amino acids. Gene Ontology annotation, biological process: spliceosomal complex disassembly; mRNA splicing, via spliceosome. Gene Ontology annotation, molecular function: RNA helicase activity; ATP binding; RNA binding. The transcript is spliced from 2 exons. NCBI's taxonomy places the organism in Eukaryota, Viridiplantae, Streptophyta, Magnoliopsida, Malpighiales, Euphorbiaceae.
CCUUUCAGUUAGUAUCGUAAAGGGUCCAACUCCAUCCGGGCCGCAGUAAGAACGAUUUGGAAGCCCUAAAAAGCUGUAGAAGAAGAAGAUGUUAGAAACAGAGAUGAAGAAGGAUAUCUGCUGACCGCCGACCAUCAGCAAGAAGGAACGAGGUACGCCUGCUUGUAAUAUAAAUUCUUCCGUAGUUUCUAAUAUUUUCGGAAUUGGAUUAUAUGGCUAAAACAAAGUCACAAAAAGGAGAUGGGGAGGAUAAUGAUUUUGGGAAAUUGGAAUACCUGUCACUCGUAUCCAAGGUAUGCACAGAGCUCGAAAGUCACUUAGGGUUUGGAGACAAAGUGUUGGCUGAGUACAUUACGGAGUUGGGGCAGAACAGCCGCACCGUUGAUGAAUUUGAUGCAAAGCUUAAGGAAAAGGGAGCCGAAAUGCCUGAUUAUUUUGUUCGUACACUCCUUACCAUUAUUCAUGCCAUUCUCCCUCCUUCCCUCCCCAAGUCUGACGCUGCCGAUAACAAGACCGACGAUCCUCAUAAGUCCAAGUACAGAGCUCUUGCUAUAGCUGACUCUAAGGACAGAGCCAAGGAGCUCGAAAGGGAGCUUGAAGUAGAAGUUCUUGCUCGGGAGAGUAAUAAUCGUGACUCUGAAGACAGAGAUAGAGACAGAGAUCGACGUAGGGACAGGGAUAGAGAUAGAUCUCAUAGAGAUAGGGAUAGGGAUAGAGAUAGAGAUAGAGAUAGAGAUGAGAGACGUAGAGAGGAUAGGAGUAGACCGACUCAGAGGGAUCGGUAUGACAUGCCUAGGAGAGACGAAAGCGAAGACAAAGGUCACCGUGAUAGGGACACUGCUGAGCUAUCCCAAAGGGAAAGUAGGAGGACCGGGCAUGAUGGUCCUGAAUUGUACAAUGUCUACAAGGGUAGGGUGUCCAGGGUGAUGGAUUCUGGCUGUUUUGUGCAGCUUACUGAUUUUAGGGGCAAAGAAGGCUUGGUUCAUGUUUCGCAGAUGGCAACUAGGAGGAUUUCUAAUGCUAAGGAUGUUGUCAAGCGUGACCAGGACGUUUUUGUUAAGGUCAUUUCAGUUUCAGGGCAGAAGUUGAGCCUUUCCAUGAGGGAUGUUGAUCAAAAUACUGGCAAGGAUCUUCUUCCUUUAAAGAAGACAUAUGACAACGAUGACGAUACUUUUAGAACUAACCCAUCAGCUUCCAAGGAUGGGCCGGUCACUAGAACUGGCCUUUCUGGGAUUAGGAUCUUGGAAGAGGAUGGUGCUGUUCCAUCACGUCGCCCACUGAAGAGAAUGAGCUCACCGGAGAAAUGGGAAGCUAAACAGUUGAUUGCUUCUGGUGUUGUAAGCGUCCAAGAGUAUCCUAUGUAUGAUGACGAAGGAGAUGGGCUGCUCUAUCAAGAAGAGGGAGCUGAGGAAGAGCUUGAAAUUGAAUUAAAUGAAGACGAGCCUGCAUUUUUGCAAGGUCAGACUCGGUAUUCUGUUGAUAUGUCACCAGUGAAAAUUUUUAAGAAUCCCGAAGGAUCCUUGAGUCGUGCUGCUGCACUUCAAUCUGCACUGAUAAAGGAAAGAAGAGAAGUUAGGGAACAGCAGCAGAGAACCAUGCUUGAUUCAAUACCUAAGGAUCUUAAUCGUCCUUGGGAGGACCCAAUGCCUGAGACUGGGGAGAGGCAUCUUGCACAGGAGCUUAGAGGCGUUGGCUUGUCUGCUUAUGACAUGCCUGAAUGGAAAAAGGACGCAUUUGGGAAAGCUUUGACAUUUGGUCAAAGAUCGAAGCUGUCUAUUCAGGAACAAAGGCAGAGUUUGCCAAUCUACAAAUUGAAAAAGGAGUUGGUUCAGGCUGUACAUGAUAAUCAGGUUCUAGUAGUUAUUGGCGAGACAGGUUCAGGUAAGACUACCCAGGUAACACAGUAUCUUGCUGAGGCUGGUUAUACUACAAGGGGUAAGAUUGGAUGCACUCAACCUCGACGUGUGGCUGCAAUGUCUGUAGCCAAGAGGGUGGCUGAAGAGUUUGGUUGUCGUUUAGGGGAGGAGGUUGGAUAUGCCAUUCGUUUUGAGGACUGUACUGGACCAGAUACUGUGAUCAAGUACAUGACAGAUGGUAUGCUACUUAGAGAGAUUCUGAUUGAUGAAAGUCUUUCUCAAUAUUCAGUUGUAAUGCUUGAUGAAGCUCAUGAGAGGACAAUCCACACUGAUGUUCUUUUUGGGUUACUUAAACAGCUUGUGAAGAGGAGACCUGAUCUUCGCCUGAUUGUCACAUCUGCCACGCUGGAUGCUGAGAAAUUUUCGGGUUAUUUCUUUAACUGUAAUAUUUUCACAAUUCCUGGGAGAACGUUUCCUGUGGAGAUCUUAUACACUAAACAGCCAGAAAGUGACUAUUUAGAUGCAUCUUUGAUCACUGUGCUACAAAUACAUUUAACAGAACCUGAGGGUGACGUACUUCUUUUCUUGACUGGUCAGGAGGAGAUUGAUUUUGCAUGCCAAUCCCUCUAUGAGAGGAUGAAAGGACUAGGUAAAGAUGUCCCUGAACUAAUCAUACUGCCUGUUUAUAGUGCCCUUCCCAGUGAAAUGCAGUCCCGGAUUUUUGAACCUGCCCCUCCAGGGAAGCGAAAGGUGGUUGUGGCAACCAAUAUUGCCGAGGCCUCCUUGACUAUUGAUGGAAUAUUUUAUGUGAUAGAUCCUGGGUUUGCAAAGCAGAAUGUAUAUAAUCCAAAGCAAGGGCUUGAUUCUCUCAUCAUAACUCCAAUUUCCCAAGCAUCUGCUAAGCAACGAGCUGGACGCGCCGGGCGUACUGGACCUGGAAAGUGUUAUCGUCUAUACACUGAAAGUGCAUACCGUAAUGAGAUGUCCCCUACAUCAAUUCCAGAAAUUCAAAGGAUAAAUCUUGGACUUACUACACUUACUAUGAAGGCAAUGGGAAUUAAUGAUCUCCUCUCAUUUGAUUUUAUGGAUCCACCUUCACCCCAGGCCCUCAUAUCUGCCAUGGAGCAGCUGUACAGUUUGGGAGCUUUAGAUGAAGAGGGCCUUCUGACGAAAUUGGGAAGGAAAAUGGCAGAAUUUCCCCUGGAUCCGCCAUUGUCCAAGAUGCUGCUGGCAAGUGUAGAUCUCGGAUGUAGUGAUGAAAUUCUGACUAUCAUUGCCAUGAUCCAAACUGGUAACAUAUUCUACAGACCAAGGGAGAAACAAGCUCAAGCAGAUCAGAAGAGGGCCAAGUUUUUCCAGCCUGAAGGAGACCAGUUAACCUUACUUGCUGUAUAUGAGGCUUGGAAAGCUAAGAACUUUUCAGGGCCUUGGUGUUUUGAGAAUUUUGUUCAGUCCAGAUCCUUGAGGAGGGCUCAAGACGUUAGGAAACAGCUUCUUUCAAUAAUGGAUAAAUACAAAUUGGAUGUUGUGAGUGCUGGGAAGAAUUUCACUAAAAUAAGAAAAGCCAUUACUGCUGGGUUCUUUUUUCAUGGGGCCAGAAAGGAUCCACAGGAAGGUUAUAGGACCCUAGUUGAGAACCAGCCAGUUUAUAUCCACCCAAGCAGUGCUCUUUUUCAAAGACAGCCGGACUGGGUGAUCUAUCAUGAACUCGUAAUGACUACAAAGGAAUACAUGCGUGAGGUAACUGUUAUAGAUCCCAAAUGGCUUGUGGAACUGGCACCCAGAUUCUUUAAAGUGGCAGAUCCAACAAAAAUGAGCAAGCGCAAGCGUCAAGAACGGAUUGAGCCUCUAUAUGACAGAUAUCAUGAACCUAAUUCAUGGCGAUUGAGUAAACGGCGAGCUUGAUAUUUGUAUCAAGAGCUCAUGGAUUGCUAUCUCCGUUCAAUUCUGUAAAUAUUCCAGUUUUAGAUCUUACAGCAUGCGGGUGACAACAACUCACUGUAUGUUAAAUGAGCUGCUUCUGCCUUAUGGUGCUGACUUGUCAGUAAGCUUCUAUGCAAUUUAACAAUUUGUUUUCUAUUUCAGUGAAGUUAUUCCAGAACAGUUUUGUUUCCAAGUCUCAUUAGUUUUUGCUUAUUCUUGUACUUUCUUUUGUCGUCAAGACAUAUUUCAAGUCAAAUAUUUUUUGGCCCA